This is a messenger RNA of Odobenus rosmarus divergens (Pacific walrus), 406 nucleotides long. It is a transcript of the gene GAST, whose product is annotated as gastrin. Gene Ontology annotation, cellular component: extracellular region. Gene Ontology annotation, molecular function: hormone activity. The coding region runs from base 3 to 317 and encodes 104 amino acids. The transcript is spliced from 2 exons. The record is from RefSeq and is a predicted model, not a curated record. NCBI's taxonomy places the organism in Eukaryota, Metazoa, Chordata, Mammalia, Carnivora, Odobenidae.
AGAUGCAGCGACUGUGUGUGUACGUGCUGAUCUUGGCGCUGGCUCUGGCCACCUCCUCUGAAGCUUCUUGGAGGCCCCGCUCCCAGAUGCAGGAGGCACCCUCAGGUCCAGGGGCAAACAGGGGCCUGGAGCCACACUGGCUGGACCGGCUGGGUGCAGCCUCUCACCAGCGAAGGCAGCUAGGGCUCCAGGGUCCCCCACAGCUGGUGGCAGACCUGUCCAAGAAGCAGGGACCAUGGGUGGAGGAAGAAGAAGCAGCUUACGGAUGGAUGGACUUCGGCCGCCGCAGUGCUGAGGAAGGGGACCAGCGUCCCUAGAACAGAGCUUCAGAGCCCAGCCAUCUCCCAGCCCAGCCCAGCCCGGCCCCAUGAAAAACCACUCAAAAUAAACUAGCUUCCAAUGGAUC